Fonsecaea pedrosoi CBS 271.37 is the source of this 261-nucleotide messenger RNA. RefSeq lists its product as uncharacterized. Bases 1 to 261 code for a protein of 86 amino acids. Lineage: Eukaryota; Fungi; Ascomycota; Eurotiomycetes; Chaetothyriales; Herpotrichiellaceae. The record is from RefSeq and is a predicted model, not a curated record. The transcript has a single exon. Gene Ontology annotation, molecular function: hydrolase activity, acting on carbon-nitrogen (but not peptide) bonds, in linear amides.
AUGCCAGGCGACGUCCUUUGUGUGGACAUUCUGGACAUUCAACCAUUCCCUCACCGGCUUUGGGGGUUCUCUCUUAUCGAUCCUGGCCUAGGUCCACUGGACAGACCUGAUACCCGGGUGGCCAAGACGGUAUGGGAUUUUGACGGGGUCAUGGCGUCCUCACGUCAUGUCAAGGAUGUCUCGUUCUGCGGUCGACCACACUGUGGUGUCAUCGGUACAGCUCCAUCGGCGGACUUUGCUGGCGACUUGGACGAGUCGUGA